AACCAAACACUCACCUAGAGAUGUCUUUGUGGCCAUCUGGACUACUAAAGAGAAGAAAUUUAUCUUUACGGUAGAUUACUCAAAAUAAGCUUUGUUACCAUCAUAGCUCUAAUGACUCUAGUCUCUUCCCCGCAGUUAUUUAAAAUUAUUGUCAAGAUUCAAAAAUUUGAUUGCAAGCUUUAACUAUUCUGCUAGAUUUGAGUACUUUGGGGCUUAGACUCUGUGGGAAAAAGAUCUUUAAUUAGCCUUCUAUAAAUGAAAAUUGACUACCAGGAUUUAAACAACUUAAUUUUCCAGAAAUUAUAAAAAUUGGCACUCUUUUCAUGAUAAAAGUACUAUAAAAGACAAAAAAAAAAGGGCCUUGAGCAGACUUUUUUUUUUUCUGGACUGAAAUGGAGGCUUUCUUUCAAGCGAAUUCCCUGAUGUUUGCUGUGUGUGAUUUGGCUCUAUCUCUGUAACUGCUAAUAUGUGGCAUGGACUUUAGGCUGUGUGGGAUCUGGAUGUGCCCAAAGUCUGUAUUGCAAGUCCGCAUUCACAGGCAUUGUGUUACAAAACUGGCUUGCUGCCUUCUCUGUUUUCUGUGUCCUAAGCAGCUGCAUUGUUUGUUGCAGUAUAUGCAUUAGCUGUUGUCUGUGUUCAGUUUCCUGCAGACUGACAAAGUGGGAGGGGCUUUGUUUGAUACAUAGCUGAGUUUUCACUGUGUGAGUUCUUGAGUGCACAUUGCAGCCAUCUUAAUUACACUUUAGUGCAACUGAGACAGUGCAGCUGUCUCAAAAUGGCUGCUGACCUAGUCUUUGUAGCUGCUUAGGCAGCAACUAUGCCAGUGAGGAGACUUGGCACAUGCACCAGGACCAGAGAUUCAAAAUGGAUAGUAUAGAAGAACCUCAGAAAAAAGUCUUUAAGGCUCGAAAAACAAUGAGAGUGAGUGAUCGUCAGCAACUUGAAGCAGUGUACAAGGUCAAAGAAGAACUGUUGAAAGCUGAUGUCAAGCUGUUAAAUGGCAACCAUGAAAAUGGAGAUUUGGACCCAACCUCACCUUUGGAAAAUAUGGAUUAUAUUAAUGACAAGGAAGAGGUGAAUGGCAUUGAAGAGCUUUGUUUUGACCCUGAAAAGAGUAAAUCAGAAUGGAAAGAAACCUCCUGUACCUUAAAUGCUAAUAUAAAAAACAAGCAGGAUGAUGAUUUAAAGCAUGAACCUUUGUCUCCUAAUAGUAUCACUCCUGAACUAGUCUGUAAACUGACUGCUGAACCAGCUUCUGAUGAGCCAGCUUCUGUUGAUAUGGCUAUGGGAGAUCCAGCCUCUGGAGAUUCAGCCCCUGAAGAUCUGGCCUCUGAAGUAUUAACCUCUGGUGAUCCCGCCUCUGGCGAUCCCGCCUCUGGCGAUCCCACCUCUGGCGAUCCCACCUCUGGUGAAAUAGUUUCUGGUGAAACAGUCUCCAGUAAACCAUUCCCUGGUGAAUUGGUCUCUGGUGCAUCAGUCCCUGAUGAAUCAGUCUCUGGUGAACCAAUCUCCGGUGAUCCAGCCUCUGGUGAUUCAACUUCUGGUGACCUGUCCUCUGGAGCACUGGCCUCUGAUGAUCCAGCCUUUGGUGAUCCGGCUUCUGGUGAUCCAGCCUCUGGUGAUCCAACCUCCGGUGAUCUGGCCUCUGAUGAACCCACUUCUGGUGAACUGACUUCUGAAUCAGCUUUUGAUCCCACCUUUGAACCAAGUUCUGUACCAGUGUGUGAACCUGUUCCUGAAACUGACAGUACAGAGUCUAGUAGCAAUAAAGGUGAUGAUUUUCUUGAAAAAAAUGGGGAUGAUGAGAAGUUAGACCAGAUUUUCUCAUUUGAUGAGAAAAAUAAAGCUGAUAGCAAUAUCAAUGCUGAUGAAGAAACCCUAGAAACAGAUGAUACAGUUAUUUGUUCAGAUCUACCUCCUGAAAAUGAAAAGAAGGCAAAGGAAGAUGCUGUCACAGAACCUGCUCUUGGAGAGGAGGCUAUAUCUAGCAGUAUGGAAAUUGACCAAAGUGAAAAGAAUGAAGAUGAAAAUUCUGCAGACCUUGCAGAAACCAUUAGUGAAAAUGUUAUAAAAGAUGACAAAAAUGAGAUUAUCUUGGAAAAUACAGAUUCUAUGGAGACAGAUGAAAUUAUUCCUAUUUUGGAAAAGCUUGCACCUGCCGAAGAUGAACUUACUUGCUUCUCUAAAACUUCUAUCCUUCCAAUUGAUGAGACAAAUCCAGAUUUGGAAGAGAAGAUGGAAGGUUCUUUUGGUUCACCAUCUAAACAAGAAAGCAGUGAAAGUUUGCCAAAAGAAGCCUUUUUGGUCCUUUCUGAUGAAGAGGAUCUUUCUGGUGAAAAAGAUGAGUCUGAAGUUAUAUCACAAAAUGAAACAUGCUCUCCAGCAGAAGUAGAAACUAAUGAAAAGGAUAGCAAACCUGCGGAAGAAGAGCAAGUAAUAAAUGAAGAUGAAAGACCUUCUGAGAAAAGUGAAUUUUCCAGAAGAAAACGUUCUAAAUCAGAGGACAUGGACAAUGUACAGUCCAAACGUCGUCGAUAUAUGGAAGAAGAAUAUGAAGCAGAAUUUCAAGUGAAGAUUACAGCCAAAGGAGAUAUUAACCAGAAACUACAAAAGGUUGUACAGUGGUUGCUGGAAGAAAAAUUGUGUGCACUACAGUGUGCUGUAUUUGAUAAGACUUUGGCAGAAUUGAAAACACGAGUCGAAAAGAUUGAAUGUAACAAGAGGCAUAAAACAGUUAUUACUGAACUACAGGCCAAGAUAGCCAGGUUAACCAAACGCUUUGGAGCAGCCAAAGAAGAUCUUAAGAAAAGACAAGAAAAUCCACCAAACCCACCAGUGUCACCAGGAAAGUCUGUAGUUGACGUCAACAGCAACAACAGUGUGCCGUACAGAAAUGCAGGCACAGUGAGACAGAUGCUGGAGUCCAAAAGGAAUGUAAGUGAGGGUGCACCACCAACCUUUCCAACCCCUGUGAAUACAGUAUCUUCAGCCAGUCUUGUCACUCCUCCAGCAGUUGUCAGUAGUCAACCUAAAUUGCAGACUCCAGUGACUUCUGGUUCUCUGACAGCAACGUCAGUUCUUCCUGCACCCAACACAGCUACAGUAGUUGCUACUACUCAGGUGCCUAGUGGAAAUCCCCAACCUACAAUCUCUUUACAACCUUUACCAGUGAUUUUGCAUGUACCUGUUGCGGUAUCCUCCCAGCCUCAACUCCUGCAGAGCCAUCCAGGGACUUUAGUGACCAAUCAACCAUCUGGCAACGUUGAGUUCAUUUCUGUACAAAGCCCACCUACAGUGAGUGGUCUUACCAAAAAUCCAGUAUCCUUGCCAGCCUUGCCAAACCCCACUAAACCAAACAAUGUUCCUUCUGUGGCCAGUCCUAGUAUUCAAAGGAACUCUCCUGCCAGUGCUGCACCAUUAGGAACAACGCUUGCUGUACAGGCUGUUCCAACAGCACACUCUAUUGUACAAGCCACAAGGACUUCUUUACCUACAGUAGGCCCAUCAGGACUCUACAGUCCAUCAAAUAAUCGAGGUCCUAUACAGAUGAAAAUUCCAAUUUCUGCUUUUAGUACUUCAUCUCCUGCAGAACAGAGCACCACUACCCCAAGAAUUGAAAACCAGACAAACAAAACAAUAGAUACUUCUGUUAAUAAGAAAGCAGCUGAUAGCACAUCACAGAGUGGAAAAGCCACAGGCAGUGAUUCAGGUGGUGUCAUUGAUCUCACAAUGGAUGAUGAAGAGAGUGGAGCUUCCCAAGACCCUAAAAAGCUAAACCAUACUCCUGUGUCAACCGUGGGUUCUUCUCAGCCUGUGUCUCGACCAUUGCAACCCAUCCAGCCAGCACCACCUCUUCAGCCAUCUGGGGUGCCAACCAGUGGACCAUCUCAGACAACCAUUCAUUUACUACCUACAGCUCCAACCACCGUGAAUGUAACACAUCGUCCAGUAACUCAGGUGACCACAAGACUCCCUGUACCGAGAGCUCCUACAAACCACCAAGUGGUUUAUACAACUCUCCCAGCACCACCAGCUCAGGCUCCCCUGCGAGGAACUGUUAUGCAGGCUCCUGCUGUUCGGCAGGUCAAUCCCCAAAAUAGUGUCACAGUUCGAGUGCCUCAAGCAACUACAUAUGUUGUAAACAAUGGACUAACCCUGGGAUCAACAGGACCUCAGCUCACAGUGCAUCACCGACCACCACAAGUGCAUACUGAGCCCCCACGCCCUGUGCACCCAGCACCCUUACCAGAAGCCCCACAGCCACAGCGUCUGCCCCCAGAAGCUGCCAGCACAUCUCUGCCUCAGAAGCCACACUUGAAGUUAGCACGAGUUCAAAGUCAAAAUGGCAUUGUACUGUCAUGGAGUGUCUUGGAGGUAGAUCGAAGCUGUGCCACUGUUGACAGCUACCAUCUCUAUGCUUACCAUGAGGAACCCAGUGCCACUGUUCCCUCACAGUGGAAAAAGAUUGGAGAAGUAAAGGCACUUCCCUUGCCCAUGGCAUGCACUCUCACCCAGUUUGUAUCUGGCAGCAAAUACUACUUUGCAGUACGAGCCAAGGAUAUUUAUGGACGUUUUGGACCUUUCUGUGAUCCUCAGUCAACAGAUGUGAUCUCCUCUUCCCAGAGCAGUUAAACCUUGGAGCCUUUAUCUCUUCCUCUUCCCAAGUUCCACUUUUUGGUCUUGUUUUAAUCUUGUGCAUGAUAUCCAUUGUAAAAUCCACAUUGUGCAAGAUUUCUUGGACAGGUGUGUAUAUACACUACAUUUGUUUAUAAUCAGAAGUGAAAUAAACAGCCCAUAAAGCAAGAAUCUUUUCCUGGACAAUUGAAGCUUCAAGGUUUUGAAAUGUAAAUGUGCACCUUGCUUUAGUUUUAAGGCUGGGGAAUAUGUGUGGGUGUUUAUGUGUGUUUUUCCCUAUUUAUGUGUUUACUGCAGUGGAAUCUCCCAUUUCCAUUCUCACAUUUACUUCUCUUCAAGUAUAAAGUAGAUCAAGGGACCCGAGGUAUGGUAUGUAACUGGCAUGAUUCUGCUUCUGAGGGGUCUGUAGGUUCAUAGCUAAAUGACUUACACUGAAACUAAACAAAACCCAAAGAAAGAAAGAAAAAGCAAAAUGGUUAAAUAGUUUAAAAUAGGUUAAUUUGAACACAGGAAAGGAUCUGUUCGUCUUUUUUCUUUUCUUGGUUGUUAAUUAGGUAAAAAAGAUCUGCAUUGGCCCCCCUUUCCGAAUCUGGCUCUUAAAUUUAUUUUGUGCCUUAAAGAUUAACUACAAAAAUAAACAUGACCAUUUGUCCAUUGUCGAUCUUCUCUUUCAGCCUUUUGCCCUUCAUUUCUCCUUCAUCUCUCCUUCAUCUCUACUAAGUAUAGUACAUUCCCCUCAAGUCAAUUUUAAACCAAGGCUUUUAGGUAUAUUCUUACCAGUGGCAUCACUACAUUUAACUCUAAAAAUUUGACUUGCUCUUUUCUUCUAAGAACGUGAGUGCUUUUAUGUUUGGUCACUAUUUAAAUUAACUGUGUAAAAUGGACCAAGAGGAGAAAGACCAUAUUGUGUAAGAAAAUCGUCCUUCAAACAUAUUUUAGAAUUUAUGUUGUAUACUGUGUUAGAGAUAUGAAAGCAGUGCUAGUUCACUUUUUCACCCAAAGCAUAGUAUUAUUUCAUAGGUAGUAAGAUUCACAAAAUACAGUGAGCUAAAAUAUCAAAGGGAAAACUUUAUUUCCUUAUUAUUCUCAUAUCAUUUUUUUUCUGUUUUAACCUUUUAACUUUGUGUUGAUGGUGCCAAGUUUUGUCUGAUUUACCCCCUCUGUCAACUUUGGACAGAAUUUAAAGUAUAUCCUUUGGGGUUAUUUUAUGUAACACUUAGAUAAUACUUUUCUGUGCGUCUCUGUUCCUGUUCAGAGUUAAUCAAAUUCCGUUUAGAUCAUGGAUAUUCAGUAUGAGUGCCAGCUCUGCUGGUAUCAGGUAGGUGUUCAAGUGUAAGUAGUUCAGGGCAGGAGAGAGAGGGUAAGUUUGGGGAUGAGAGUAUGGUUGGGAGUAGUUUGAAAGAAAUUCAUGGAGUUUGUGAAAUAAUUUUUCAAGUCAUCUUCCCUCACCAUAUUUGAAUUCAUAUUCCUACCUUCUCAAAAUAAAUUCAUUUUUAAUUUUUCUUGGGAUUAUCGGAGGGAGCUAUCCCUUCUGCUAAUGCUGCUUUGUUUGCAGUUUCGAUGGCUUGUAAUGGGAAGCAUUCUAGUUGUGAAGAAACUCUCAUUAGAGACUUCACCGGUCAGUAUACUGUCACAUUAGGUGUGAAGUUUGAUUGAUGCUGAAGAAAGCUUACAGAUUGCCAAAUAUAAGUGCUCCAGAACCUUCCUUUCACUUUCAGAAAAUGAGACCACAGUGAGAAUUAAAGUUUUCUUGAAUCCAGUUUGCCAACCAUGUAGAUGUUACUCAUUCUAGGACUAAUGAUGAUGGUAAAAGAAAUUGUGAAUGUCAUGCCAACAAAAAUUUUAAAAGGGAGAAACUAAUCUUCUAGAUGUGUAUGAACACCUAUCUAUACCUGCAUGUGUAUGUUUUUACCUGCAGUGGUUGCAUUGUUGAUGAUGUAUUCAAGAUCAUUCCUGUCUACAGAAUGGAAAGCCCGUGUUCAAUUAAAAAUGUUCUUUAUUGGCCGGUUUUAUGGUCAUGUGAUGACAAUUGCUUACCUAGCCUAGAAAAGCUUCCCUUGGUGAAUGUUUUUAUUUAUAUUCACUAAUCUUUUUUUUUUUUAAAGCUUUCAUAGCAUUAUUAUAAUCAGGUGAAGAAAGCCCAGUAGAAUGAAAAUAUUAUUUUAGCCUAUAUUAUGUGUCUUCUGUCAAAGAAAAAAAUAAAUUCUCAAAUAGUAACCCUAAAAAUACAUUUACUACAGCAAAAUAAAACUUUUUUCCCCAGAUGGUGGAAGGAAGGUACAAAGAGAGACUGUAAUUAUUUGAGGAAAGUGUAUAUUAUGAGAUGUUCUCCUUGAAUUAGCAUGCCAUGGGAUUUAUAGGAGGCAACAGCUCUGUUGAAUUUACUGAAAAGUGCUAGGCUAGAACAGUAGGCAUUUAUUUUGGGCAGGUUUUGUUAAUGAACUCUGACUUUGUUUUGUUUCCUUUGGGAAAGAGAAUGGAGGACUCAACUAGAAAUAGCUACUGAUUACAAGACUAUAUUGUAGCAGUUCACACUCCAUGGUACCUUUUCACAAAGUAUUACACAUAAGUUUGAUUAUCCCAUUUUGGGAAUGUGAGUUUGCUACAGUUUCAGCCUGACAGUACCUGUGUAAGUAUUGCCUUAUUGGAAAUCCUGAAAGCUUCUGAUAUUUCAGCCUGAAAUAUAGGAUGUUCAUGUGGCAUUUGAAGGUAAUGGUGACGUUUGUUACUCUGUUUUGCAUUUGGUCAGAGUAAUUUUCAUCAUGUUUUAAGUGUAAGUGAGCCUCUUUUUACAAUUAUGUUCUCACCAGUGAAUUUACAAAGUACAAAGACAACAUCUGUUGUUAACUGUUAACUUUAUGAGGUAACUAUAUCCCUGUUUCCCUGGACUCACUUUAAAAUAUGCAGAAUAUUGUGUACUGUUUCACACAGUAGAUGUUCAUGAGAGAAGUGAUGAGUACAGCUUUCUUCUUGGAAAGUGAAUAUUUAUUGGGAUGCCAUUUGCCUCACAGAGUGGUCCCUACUCGCCACACCCCCAUUGCUGGAUAAUAAAUGAAAGAUUUAUUGGGAAACAUGACCGAAAGCAAGGAGCUUUGAAUUUUUGGUACGUCUGUUGCAAAAUUGCUUAGGCAGGCUGAACUAUACAGUUCUCAUAACUGUAUUGAAUAAGUGUUAACUUAGUUUUUGUCGUUUGCUCUUUUGCUUACAUUUUCCAAAUUAUUUAUGCAGCAAGGUGAAUGUUAGUAUUGCAUGAUAUGCAUUUAUCUUGUUCCGCGAAUUUUCCAGUACUGUACAAGAUUAACAAAAUAAUGCCUGUGGUAUCCUCUUCUCUUACUUUGGUACACUGUGAUUUUUAGCACAUUAGAGUACUGAAAAGACCUUUCAAGUGUUCUCCCAACUUUCCUUCUUGGGCUGUUUCAGAAUCAUAUGACUUAUUCGUUAUUUUAAUUUCAUUGUUGACCACGCAUUGGCCUGUUUUAUUCUAAUUUCCAGAAAAACCAUGCCCCAAUAUUGGAUUGUUGGAAAUAAUUCUAUCUAAAACGAGUGUAGGAUUCUGUCUUCCUUAUUAUUUAGAGUGAUGCCCCUCUCCCACUUCUUAAAAAAUUUUUGGACAGACAAAAAGAACAGUCUCAUGAACUCUUUUUGUUAGUGCGGCAGCCUUAGAACUAAUUCCUAAAAUGCAUUCCCCUUGGGCCAGCCAUUGGGGAGGAAUGAUAAAACACAUGCUUUGUUUUCUCUUCUUCAAAUAGUUUUAUCAUGCUACGUAAGUUUUGUGUUUGUUGUUUUUUUUUUUUAAUUUGUAGAGUCAGCUAAGUACCCAUCAUUUAUAUUUAAAUGUUGGGUAGGGGGGGUUGUUUUUGGUUUUUUUCGUUUUGUUUGUUAAUAAGGUAACUGGGCAAUCAAACCUCUUUUGGGGAUCCUGGCUUCAUUACUUUCUCAGCCAUUUCAAAAUUAAAUAUAAAAAGAAAUCCUUUGUAGGAAACUUGCAUCCUGAUUUUUCUUUAUUGCAAUUCAAAGUGUAAAUAAUAAGACAAUGUAAGACCUUCCUAAUGUCUAAUAUAAACUGGGCUAUAGCAAGUUGCCCUAUUUUUAUUAGGUUUUGAAGGUUUUGUGGGGUUUUUUUCUUUUUUAAAUGUACAGUAGAGUGGUGUCUGUAUAAGUGUUAACUGUAGUGGGAUUUUGUCCAGCAAGCCUGAAAUUUAUACUUUGAAAUAAACUACUGGGUUUUUAACA
Ailuropoda melanoleuca (giant panda) is the source of this 8868-nucleotide messenger RNA. It is a transcript of the gene ATF7IP, whose product is annotated as activating transcription factor 7 interacting protein. Gene Ontology annotation, molecular function: transcription coregulator activity; protein binding. NCBI's taxonomy places the organism in Eukaryota, Metazoa, Chordata, Mammalia, Carnivora, Ursidae. Gene Ontology annotation, biological process: regulation of DNA-templated transcription. Gene Ontology annotation, cellular component: nucleus; transcription regulator complex. Bases 841 to 4632 code for a protein of 1263 amino acids. The record is from RefSeq and is a predicted model, not a curated record. The transcript has 15 exons.